AUGGCUUCCUUCGGCUCUUCUGCCCAAGAAAUUGUAGGGUAUGAACACCAGUGGGAAAGAUCGAUUGCAUCUCCUAAACUAUAUGAUGUAUUCAUCAGCCAUCGAGGACCUGACGUUAAGGACACCUUUGCUAAACAACUGUAUGAUCUUCUUAAGUCUAGAGAGUGCAGGGCAUUUCUAGACCGGGAAGAGAUAGAAGGGGGAGAUUCUAUUCCUUUUGCCAUUAGAAAUGGCAUAUGCUCAUCUCGUGUGCAAAUAGCCAUUUUUUCCGAAGGAUAUGCACAGUCCUCGUGGUGUUUAGACGAGCUGCUCCUUAUGUUAGAACAAACUGAUGCUCUAUUUAUUCCUAUCUUCUACGAUGUCCAGCCGUGGGAGCUUCGUCACAUCCAGAACGAGAAAUCAACGUAUGCGAAGGCAUUUUCAUAUUAUCAAAGUAAAGGCAGAAAUCUUGAUAAGUUGGAUGAAUGGAAAAAGGCCCUCACAUCUGCUGCAGACAUCUAUGGUUAUGAACGUAGCCAACAUCAAGACAAUUUGUGUGAAAAGAUUGUGUCUCGUGUGCUACAAGUAUUGCAAGAGAAGGAAAAGUGGAUACCCCUACAUGUUGCGGAAUAUCCAGUUGGACUCGCUGAACUCGUCCAAGAUUUUGAAAGUUCUUGUUCAGAGACAGUGAAUGACAAAGCUAAGAUAGUAGGGAUCUUCGGACUUGGGGGAUCUGGCAAGACCACUCUUGCAAAAGAAUUGCUUAACAUUAAGCGAUCAGGCUACAGUGCUACAUGUUUUCUAUCUGAUGUGAGAGAAUCACAGGCCAAAGGUGAAUUACACUGCUUGCAAAGCCAGCUCUUCAAAGAUCUCUUUGAUGAAGAUCAAAAGUUUAUGAAUAUCGAUGGAGGACUAGGAAAGCUGAAGGAUCGUCUGAAAAGAGCAAGUAAUCUGCGUUUCCUUAUAGUCCUAGAUGAUAUCGACCAUCGGGACCAAUUAGGAGCCCUGUUAGUUGAAGGCAUGCUGAGUCCAGGUAGCCUGGUAAUUGUGACAACCCGUGACCAAAGUGUGUUAAGGAGUGCAGAUAUCACCAUCAGUUAUAGGAUGAAGGGAAUGAAUAAGGAUCAUGCUAAAGAGCUUUUCUGUAGCCAUGCAUUCCGUGGACAGGAUCCACCCACUGCAUACGAGAAAUGGAUUGAAAGCUUCGUGGAAUUUUGUGGGGGCUUACCCCUCUCACUCAAAGUUUUAGGCGCCCACGUUUAUCGUAGGGAUGAGUUUUAUUGGGAGUUAGAAUUGCAAAAAGUUAAAAACAUCCAGCCUAAGGAUAUAAUGCGAAGGCUUAAAAUCAGUUUUGAUGGUCUGGACAGAGAGGAGAAACAUAUAUUUACAGACAUCGCUUGCUUUUUUAAUAUGAAAUUAGAAAAGAAUAUAAAAAGUACAGCUAUAUCAAUCUGGAAUGCGUCCGGCUGGAACGCUGAACAUGCAGUUCAAACCCUGCAAGACAAGUGCUUAGUUGAAGUAAGGGGCUCUCAUGGUUUCGGGCACUUUAAAAUGCAUGAUCACCUGCGCGACCUUGGAAGACAAAUUGCAAAUGAUCUGGGCCCUCCUCGGUUAUGGAAUCCACACCGUCUUAGAUCCAUGGAAACAAAGGGGUUCAAACAAAUUCUAACAGGAACUAAGGCCAGGUGUUUCCAUUCGUUCCGCGACUCGUCCUUGAAUGCUGCAAUCACUUUUUUUGUAGGCGGUUUAAAUGACUCUGGUGAGAAUGAGCUCCUGUGGCUUGAUAUUGAUAACAAGGGUUGUAAUAUAAAGAACUUGCCUUCGUGGAUUCCUCUACAAAAAUUGCACAGUUUAACUGUUUCCAACAUGGAAGAAUGGUGGAGCUCUUUUGAGCAACAGUUGCAAAACGAUGUCCAGGCUUGUUUCGAGUUGAGAACGCUGAAGAUUUUAAAUUCUCCCUUGCAAAAUUUUCCAUAUUUAAUGGGAAAGUUCAAUUAUCUUGAAGAACUCGAGAUAGCCAGAUCAUUGAAGAAGACUGAUCAAGCACCCCUCGUACAGUCAGUAAAACACCUUAGUAAUCUUAGAUUAUUGAAAUUGCAUGGAAACGGCGUCCCUUUAAGUGGGGAGUUAAAUCUGAGUAAAGGUAGAGAUUCAAUUAAUUUUGAGGCUUCUACAAGCAGCCGCAUGAAUAGGCUCGAAACAAUAGUUUUUGACAAUUUUGAUAACAUAUCAAAGUUAAUAAUUACUGGAGAGAUGUGUCCCAGACUUCAAUCAUUGGAAGUUCAGUCAAUGUAUACUUUAACUGAAAUGCAUUUAAAGCAGUUAGAGAGACUGAAUACUCUUGUAGUGUGGGGAUGUCCCAAUUUGGAAACAUUGUCAGGGUUGUCUUCUCUAAAUGGGCUUCAAGUAUUAUUGAUAGAGAAUUGUGAAGGAUUAAAAUAUUUGCCGAACUUCGCACAUCUGCGUCGUCUGGAGCGAAUCAAGGUUUCUGAAUGUCAUCAGCUGCACAGUAUACAAGGCCUUGAACAGUUGCAGGGAUUAAAGGGUCUGAUAAUUGAAGUGCCGAAUAAUAGAGAUGCAAGUGUACGGAAUUGUAUUUACGGACUAAGGAGGCUGCCGUCAGAGUAUAUCAUUUUAACGCAGAACAAAAGGGAUACAGCAUGGUCCAGAUUGAAUGUAAAUUUGUUUUCUGAGGUCAUAAGAGCCGAAGCAGUCACUGAGAUUCAGAGAGGCUGGACUUCGUCGCUAGAGAUGAAUAACUUAGCAGGUGCAAUCACCAUAUAUGCUUUGAUUAUAAAUUGUCGUAAUCAACGUUGUCUCAAUGGUCUUCAACCUUUGAAAUUCUUUCCGCAUGAGUUUUCACGCGGACAAUGGAUGGUUACAGUUUUACUCACGGCAAAUAAUUGUAAUGCAACACUAGAUGGGGUUACUAUUCAUAGGGGGUUUAAGGCCACUGUCAAGAAAGGGGAGGAAGGGAAAGCCCUAACUGUAUUGCAAAGAAUUGUAAACCGAUUCUAUGGACAAAGUAUUGAUGAGUGUGAUUAA
Cryptomeria japonica (Japanese cedar) is the source of this 3024-nucleotide messenger RNA. Its product is annotated as disease resistance protein Roq1. Gene Ontology annotation, biological process: signal transduction; defense response. The coding region runs from base 1 to 3024 and encodes 1007 amino acids. The record is from RefSeq and is a predicted model, not a curated record. Lineage: Eukaryota; Viridiplantae; Streptophyta; Pinopsida; Cupressales; Cupressaceae. Gene Ontology annotation, molecular function: ADP binding; ATP hydrolysis activity. The transcript is spliced from 5 exons.